Drosophila mauritiana is the source of this 1058-nucleotide messenger RNA. RefSeq names its product structure-specific endonuclease subunit SLX1 homolog (gene slx1). The transcript has 2 exons. Gene Ontology annotation, cellular component: Slx1-Slx4 complex. NCBI's taxonomy places the organism in Eukaryota, Metazoa, Arthropoda, Insecta, Diptera, Drosophilidae. The record is from RefSeq and is a predicted model, not a curated record. The coding region runs from base 38 to 931 and encodes 297 amino acids. Gene Ontology annotation, molecular function: 5'-flap endonuclease activity; crossover junction DNA endonuclease activity. Gene Ontology annotation, biological process: double-strand break repair via homologous recombination.
ACAGAAGUAGGGUUGUCGCCGGCCAUCAACAAUCCAAAUGAACUCCUACGACCCACAGGACACAGGUUCUCAACAGGAGGAAACCGUCGCGCUAAAGGGCCACUUCUACGGCGUCUACUUGCUAUGCAGCCAGAGCUUGGAUCCUCGCUACCGGGGAAAGUGCUACGUGGGCUUCACCGUGAACCCCAAACGGCGGAUACGCCAACACAAUCUUGGUUGUGACUUCGGCGGCGCGAGGAAAACCAGCCGCAAGGGGCCGUGGCUGAUGGUAAUGAUCGUGCACGGAUUCCCGAAUAAUACAGUGGCACUCCAGUUUGAAUGGGCUUGGCAACAGCCCUCGCUUUCAACCAGGCUUAAAAUGUACCCUGAAUUAAAACGAAAACUGCCCAGGGAGACGUUCUUUGACUACAACUUUAGGAUCCUCAGUCAUAUGCUGGGGGUUGGCCCUUGGAAUAGAUUACCUCUCACCGUUCGCUGGCUAGAAACGGAUUACGAGAGGCCAUUUAGCAAAACACUGCCUAACCACAUGGAAAUUGUGAGUGGCAAGGUUUCCAUUAGUGCCUCACAACGUAGGAGACCUGAUGAUGCAGUUCCGCCUCCACCUGUGGCGUGGGCUUCCGAGUGCCACCUUUGUAUGCAGCAAAUCGAGCAGCCGGAGAAAUCCCGCCUGGGAUGCACAAAUCAAAUGUGUCGGCUGACAUGCCAUAUGGUGUGCCUGGCCAAUUACCUUCUGGGCGACGAGCCAGGUCAUUACAUCCCAGUUGGAGGAGAGUGUCCGCUGUGUGAGACCCGUCUCAGCUGGGCAGCCCUGCUGCAGCGCAAACGUCUGCUUAUGGGCGUGCCUGAGGAACUGCAGGAUCAUGACGAGGAUCUGAGCGACGACAUUGAUGUGGACAGCGAUAUUGAAGAUGGCCAGGAGCUCAGCGAUUAGUUGAAGUGCUUUUAUUUACAAAUGCUAAUGUAUCGCAUGAGCUAAAAGUAUCUAAUGCGAUCUUAAAAGUAAACAUUUUAACUAAAUACUUAAGAAAAUAUAAAAUAGAAUAAAUAUUAUUAUUAAA